AGAAGAAUGGAUGCAGUAAAUGUCUCUUUGGUGACUGAAUUCAUUCUCGUAGGAAUAACAGAAAAGCCUGAACUCCAAAUGCCCUUGUUCUUUCUGUUCCUAGCAAUGUAUCUGGUCACUGCAUUGGGAAAUUCAUGUUUAAUAAUUCUGACUGUGCUGAAUUCUCACCUCCACACACCUAUGUACUUUUUUCUCUUUAACUUGUCCUAUAUAGACAUUUGCUAUUGUUCUGUGUUUACUCCCCAAAUGCUAAUGAACUUCCUGUUAAAGAAAAAUGUAAUUUCUUACAUUAGAUGUAUGACCCAGCUCUAUUUCUUUAUCUUCUUUGUUGUUUCUGAGUGUUAUGUGUUGACUUCAAUGGCCUAUGAUCGCUACAUGGCCAUCUGCAAUCCACUGUUGUACAAUGUUGUCAUGUCUCCUAAACUGUGUUUGAAUCUUAUGUUUUGUUCCUACUUUAUUGCAUUUUCUACUGCUGUGGUUCACACUUCAUGCAUGCUAAGACUGACCUUCUGUAAUGCCAACAUCAUCAACCACUACUUCUGUGAUAUUCCUCCUUUGCUCCAGCUCUCCUGCACAAGCACAUAUGUCAAUGAGCUUAUGUUGUUUGUUGUUGGUAGUAUCAACAUCAUUGUUCCUUCUGUAACUAUCUUUGCUUCUUAUGGUUUCAUCCUCUCCAGUAUCUUCCAAAUCAGUUCCUCUGAGGGAAGAUCCAAAGCCUUCAGCACCUGCAGCUCUCACAUCCUUGCUGUUACUCUGUUCUUCGGUUCAGCUGUGCUUGUAUAUUUCAAACCCUCCUCAACAGAGUCUAUGAAUGAAGGGAAAAUCUAUUCUGUCUUUUACACCAAUGUGGUUCCUAUGAUGAAUCCUUUAAUCUAUAGCUGGAGGAACAAAGAUAUAAAAGUUGCCCUUAGGAAAACCCUAAGCAGCAGGAACAUUUGA
Molecule: messenger RNA, 939 nt
Organism: Microtus oregoni (creeping vole)
Lineage: Eukaryota; Metazoa; Chordata; Mammalia; Rodentia; Cricetidae
Product: olfactory receptor 8B3-like
Exons: 1
Coding region: 7-939 (310 amino acids)
Biological process (GO): G protein-coupled receptor signaling pathway; sensory perception of smell
Cellular component (GO): membrane
Molecular function (GO): olfactory receptor activity; G protein-coupled receptor activity; odorant binding
Source: RefSeq, a predicted model, not a curated record